AAUACCGGCGUCGUGCUGUAUGUGUUCAUUUAUUUUUUUGAAUUCCUUAUUUACUGAUUUAAUACUGGUUUAUUUGAAUAAAAGUUAAAAUUACAGCAAUAAAACGAUGCUUGCCCCUAAAGAUGCAAAAGCAGCUGUCUCAGAAGCUAAAGUAUUAGUGGUCGGGGCUGGCGGUAUUGGUUGUGAAGUCUUAAAAAAUUUGGCUAUUUCUGGAUUUUCAAACAUUGAAAUUAUUGAUUUGGAUACUAUUGAUGUAAGUAAUCUUAACAGACAGUUCCUAUUCCGCAAAGAACAUGUUGGCAAACCAAAGGCAGAAGUGGCCCGAGACAGCAUUCUGAAGUUUAAUCCAAAAAUGCGUAUUAUAGCUUAUCAUGACAGUAUUACAAGUGAAGAUUAUGGAGUCAAUUUCUUUAAAAAAUUCAAUUUGGUUUUAAACGCACUAGACAACAGAGCUGCCAGAAACCAUGUUAAUCGUAUGUGUUUAGCUGCUGAGGUUCCCCUAAUUGAAUCAGGAACUUCGGGUUAUUCAGGACAAGUGGAGUUAAUUAUGAAAGGAGUAACACAAUGUUAUGAAUGCUUACCAAAACCACCUCAAAAGACUUUUCCAGGAUGCACUAUCAGAAAUACUCCAUCUGAGCCUGUUCACUGUAUUGUAUGGGCCAAACAUUUAUUUAACCAACUCUUCGGAGAAUUUGAUCCUGAUCAGGAUGUUUCGCCAGAUACAGAAGACCCAGAAGCAAAAGUUGAAGGUGAAGGACACACUUAUACUGAAAGUGGAAAUAUCCAAAGGACAUCUACGAGAUCUUGGGCUGAGUCAAAUGAGUAUGAUCCAGAACAGCUGUUUAACAAGUUUUUCCAGACUGAUAUUGAGUAUUUGUUAAAAAUGGAAAACCUAUGGAAGACUCGUAAACCACCUGUUCCUUUAUCUUGGCAGCAAGCACUUUCACUUGGAGGGACUACCGAACCAGAUGCAGAAUCUGGCACUGCUACAAAUAUGCAAGUUUGGUCAAUAAGCAAAUGUGCCAAAGUAUUUGAAUCAACAGUUUCCAUACUAAAAAAAGAUUUAUCUAACAAAUCUUUCUUAGUGUGGGAUAAAGAUGACCAGCCUGGAAUGGAUUUUGUUACUGCCUGUGCUAAUGUUAGGGCACACAUAUUUUCCAUACCUACCAAAUCAAGGUUUGAAAUUAAAUCAAUUGCGGGAAAUAUCAUUCCAGCCAUCGCAACCGCUAACGCAAUUAUAGCUGGCCUAGUAGUCCUCCACGCCUUUCGUGUAUUGCUAAAAAAUUAUGAAAAGUGUCCAGCAAUCUAUCUCAGGCAGAAAUCUAUCCACUCCAAAUUUGUCCUGGCAGCCGACAAACAAAUCGCACAAGCGAAUCCUAAUUGUUACGUAUGUAGUCAUAGUCCAUCGGUGAAUGUUUUCGUUAAUACUACCGUGAUGACAGUCAAAGAGUUCGAAACGGAGAUCCUACAAAAAAAUUUAAACAUGGUAGCUCCGGACGUUGUGUUGGAUGGAAAAGGUCUUGUUGUUAUUUCAUCUGAAGAAGGAGAGACUGAGGUUAACGAAAAAAAGAUUCUCAAAGAUAUUGGAAUUGUUGAUGGGACCAUCUUGAAAUGCGAUGAUUUUCUUCAAAAUUAUGCACUUACAAUUACAGUCAAUCAUUAUGAGGUCAAAGAAAAAGAUGAUCCACCGUACAAAAUUGUCGCAAACGCAGAAGAUUUAAAAGCUAAAGAAAAUGGCGAACAAAAUGGGGAGAAAAACGGAAAAUCCAAGGCCGACACAAAAGAUGAAGUCAGCGAUGACGAUGAUCUGAUGGUUGUGGGCGAAGAAGACGAUGACGAGGCGGAGGAAGUUGAUAAUGAUCCCCAAGAAGGUUCUUCCUCUAAAAGGAGGAAACUUAAUCCCACUGAUGAGGACAUUUCCAUUAUUGAAUAGAUGUAAUAGUUUUCUGUACCGUAAACAUUUCGAGAGUACAUUAUUUUAAGUUAAUACUUAUUAAAGAACAUUUUCUUGAAGGAAGAAUUCCUUUUCUUGAAGAUUUUAGGAAUAAAUUAUUUUUGUUACUUCGAAUAUUUAACAUUUGAAUAAUCCCUAAGUCUUAUAUUAGUUCAUUGUGAUAUCUCAUACUUAGACAAAUAUUUUCCACUAUCACUUUCGUUUUGUACUUUUA
Messenger RNA from Diabrotica balteata, 2168 nucleotides. NCBI's taxonomy places the organism in Eukaryota, Metazoa, Arthropoda, Insecta, Coleoptera, Chrysomelidae. The record is from the annotation of a GenBank genome assembly.